AUGACCAAGCCAGCAGAGAAAGCUGCCUUCCCGGACAAAUCAGGUCCAAAGAAUAAGUGGUCGUACAUUGAGAAAGGCCAGGUCGUAAAGGUAUUCAAUGCGUCCGUCGUCGGGAUUCUGGUGGAGUUGAUCAAAUAUGAGAAGCAGAAUUUCACUGGGGAGGUAAAUCAUUCUCAGCUGAUUUGA
This is a messenger RNA of Penicillium daleae, 186 nucleotides long. RefSeq lists its product as uncharacterized. Lineage: Eukaryota; Fungi; Ascomycota; Eurotiomycetes; Eurotiales; Aspergillaceae. The transcript is spliced from 2 exons. The record is from RefSeq and is a predicted model, not a curated record. The coding region runs from base 1 to 186 and encodes 61 amino acids.